Messenger RNA from Colletotrichum higginsianum IMI 349063, 2583 nucleotides. Its product is annotated as Short-chain dehydrogenase. The coding region runs from base 1 to 2583 and encodes 860 amino acids. The record is from RefSeq and is a predicted model, not a curated record. Lineage: Eukaryota; Fungi; Ascomycota; Sordariomycetes; Glomerellales; Glomerellaceae. The transcript has a single exon.
AUGGCCUCAACACCAGCCGACGCGGAGGUGCGUCGACGGAAACCUAUCCGUCCGAGCAAGACCUUCCCCAUGACAUCUCUUCCACCCCAAACUGUGGAUGAUGUACCCCUGAGCAAUCGAGGUCCAGACUACCUCAGGAUACCUCCCGCUGUCUCGGGAGAGACCGACGACGAGACACUCUCUGGCCAGUCACAACAUCGCAGAAGCGAAUCCAUCAACAAGAACGACAUCCAAGACCAAGACAACGUUUCGCUCCUUCCUACAGAGCAGUCCAAGCACUCCACAACAGACAGCGCCACGGCCACACCCAGUGUGCACGAUGAUAGGGGGAGGACUGUAACUCAUUGGUCUAUGUACUCUGGCGGGUGGAUCAUCCAUCUGCUGGCAGUCUCCAUGACGAUUGUCGUCCUUGUUAUAGGGAUGAAGAAAAUUUAUUGGUAUCCCGAAGCCGGCCCCCUCAUACACGGUGAUUACCGCCUGGAUGCCGAAACCAUCAGCAACGUCCUCCAGCUUGUGGCCAAGAUACACGAGCUCCUGAUCGUUGCCUCGUUGUCUUCGAUCGCGCUGGCCAUGUUCCGUCACCGCUUGAUCACGAACGGAGUCCGCCUGGGCUUCCUCACCGGCAGCUAUCGAGUCGGCGACGUCGGCUAUCUCGGCACCGCUGCGUUCUGGCGUCAAGGCCUCGAUAUCCAGGGGCCCUGGGAGAUAUUGCUGUCUGGAUUCCUGGUCUUCGCCACCAUCAUGUCAACCGUCGUAGGACCGGCGUCCGCUGUGCUUCUUUUACCCACCUUGGACUGGUAUGAAUUCAACCCUGGAACACAGUUUGAAAACAUAAAACUUCCUCUUUGGUAUGGGCGGUAUCCAAACAGUACUUGGACUGAAAACUACUGGGGCGCAGACUCACUGGAAGAUGCUGGUUGCGACACCGUCAAUGGCAUAUACACUACCGGUUGUCCCGCGGGAGGGUUCAACGGAAUAUCUACCUGGGUACAAAACCAUGGCGCCACUCAAUUGGAGAAUAAUCUCACAUUCUCUUCUACAUCCGCCGACAUUCGACGUCAUGUAGUGUUUGCUCAGGCCAACUUCUCGGAGGACACAGCCAAUACAACGCUUUCCACAACGGCACCGCAGUUCAUUCUCGACAGCAUCGGUCUCUUCCAGCGGUACAUCAACGCCAAAAACAGGACAGUCGGCGCCGUGUCUCGCGAACCACACUAUCGACUGAAUUUCACAAGACCAGAGAAGAUUUCAGAUUCUUCAGUGGCAGAACUGUACCAGCCAUUCGUGCAGUCCAGGUGUGAGGUCCACGAUAGGGACCAAAUUCUCAACACAGACAUCGCCUAUCCCAACUCAGCCAACCACUUUCAAUGUUUCAAUCAAACAGAAUGCCUGGAUAUAAGCGAGCAUCUGCCGGUAUUCAAAGAUACCCGUCGAGACAGUGACAACAUCAACAUUGAUAGACUUGUCGCGAGUUCAGCCGUCACCAACUACUGGACAAUCAAUGGCAGCUCUUCCGUCAUAUUCUUGCGCGGGUUAAUGCCAAAUAAAACAUUGGAGAAUGGCAACCAGACUCAAAUUGCUUACUUGUGCACCCUGACUGCGAACUGGGUGCCUUCAAAUUUCUCGACUGACCCCGGAGUUAGCGAUGUUCUUCAUUCCACAUUGAGUGACGAAAACCGUAUGAAAAACGUGUAUCACAACAUCUCCGUCCAAGGGGUUCUCCCCAUGAGGUUUAACAGCUCAUGGUUUAAGCACGCCAAUCCAAGUUGGAACUCGACGAAGAAUACCACUGCUCUUGCGCGUGUUGUCAAAUAUUUCGCUCGGCAGGAACGGCAAAACGGCUCGAUCCAGGGAUAUAUGGCGCUCGGUGACUCUAGCAACAAAGCCGCGAUAGAGGGCUUACUUGCCAAAGUAUUCGGAGGCUAUCUCACAGAUGCUCUAGCACGCAGCUCCUUCGGUGGAAGAACAAUCGUGAGGUUACCUGACACUGACUGGAAAUUUGUCGACCUUGUCCAACAAUACGGCGAUCGAGGCGGCAUACACAAGUAUACUCCCCACAGCCACAACCACAACAUUACACUUGACCAAUGGGGGGAACUUACAAAUGAGAUCAAUGGGUCGUUCCACGAGGUGGUGGAGAGGUUUGAGUCUUUCUUGGCCAUCGACAUUCAAGCCGAACGAUACGGGUACGGCACCGGCCAACAACGCAAGACGGCGUCCUUUGCCCAGGCCAUGCUGUUCAUCUACCUCGGCGCUAUCGCGAUCUACUCUGCCACUAUCACGAUCUACUCUGCCACUAUCGUGGUCAGCAAAGAACCGGAGUAUCUCGAGGGAGGGAAGCCAGGUGGUCGUCGUCGGAGUGUCAUCCCGUGGGCCGACAUGCAGGAUCUCUUUGUCCUCGGGCUUCGAACGACGCCUCCCGGCGGCGAUGACCUGGCAACCUCCGGCGUCGGCGUGAGUGACAUAAGAAUCUGGCAGAAGGUUGUUGCAGCGAGGGCGGGUAAUGAUAACAAAGUGCAACUGGCGUUUCAAGGGUCAUCCCUAAAGGAGUUGAAACCGAGUAACGCGAGAGAGUAUUGCUGA